Messenger RNA from Lingula anatina, 684 nucleotides. RefSeq lists its product as uncharacterized. NCBI's taxonomy places the organism in Eukaryota, Metazoa, Brachiopoda, Lingulata, Lingulida, Lingulidae. The record is from RefSeq and is a predicted model, not a curated record.
AUGAACCAUGAUACACCUGACCGACCAUGGGCCAAAGAUGGUACAGACAUCUUCACCAAUCAAUGGAAAGAUUACCUCAUAACGGUGGACUACAACUUUUGGGAAGUAGACAUGCUACCCACGACUGAUGCCAAAGCGGUGAUACAGAAACUCAAAACCCAUUUUGCUAGGUAUGGCAUCCCGGACAGCAUUGUCUCUGACAAUGGACCUCAGUUCUCUUCUGAGGAGUUCCAGAAAUUCUGCAAAGCCUGGGACAUCACACAUAUGACCAUCAGUCCAUACAACAGCAGAGCUAAUGGCAAAGCGGAAUCAGUGGUCAAGACGGCAAAACGGAUCAUGAGGAAAUGUAAGGAAGCUGGAAGCGACCCUUACCUCGCAAUCCUCGAUCACAGGAACACUCCUUCUCAAGGAAUGUUAUCCAGUCCUGUACAGCGCCUGAUGAGCCGUAGGACAAAAACCAUGUUACCAACUGCUCCCGCCCUCCUCAAACCAGAGGUCGUUGACAUAAGACACACAAAACGGGACAUUAAGCACGACCAAGCAAAACAGGCUAUGCAUGCCAACAAGUCCUCUCACCAUCUUCCUGCUUUAGACGAAGGGGCCACUGUCCGACUACAGCCAUUCAAGAUGGGACAAAAAACCUGGACCAAAGGGACGGUUCUACAGAAACUCGAUGAAAGAUAA